UUAUAUCAUUCCGGGGCAGUGUGGUUGGGGUUAGAGGUCAGAAAUUGAGACCGACUCCCUGUUUAGCGAUUCGGUUUUUCUCCGCUGCAGCAUCCCGGGACAAUGUGACCCUGCACGGAUCACCUUCAUUAGCUCGUCGGAAACCAUUACGAAGUUUGAUCGGUCCACGACGUGCACGGUUGAGUGACCGUCAGCUGGUGUAGCUUGCCACAGCAGCGGGAGCUCCAGCGAGCCAUGCGACAGUGGUGCCUCCCGGCUGCGGUACCGCGACCCGAACCGAUGCCCACAGGGCGCCUCUCACCCCCGCUAUCAGAUGCCAGGAUGGAGUGUUGUGAGGUGGAGCCACGCUAUACCAUCGAGCAGAUUGACCUCCUUCAGCGUCUCCGUCUCUCAGGGAUGACCAAGCCACAGAUCAUCCAGGCCUUGGAGUCCCUAGAGCGGCUAGAUCCCGACCAUCGGCCCCCGUACUGCAACGACACCCACGCCGCCAACCCCACAACCAACACUACCCCUACCACAGCCUCCGCCCCAGCCCCCUCCUCCUCUUCCUCCUCCUCUUCUUCCUCCCUCUCCUUGGCAUCCGCCACAACGCAGACCCCUGGGCUAGACGGCGCCUCACUGUCGCCUAGCAACAGCUAUGAGGCCUCUCCCCCACCGCUGUACCCACAUGGGGUUGGAGUUCAGAAGUCGUUUAGCUAUGACAUCAUGGCAGAGGAGGACUGGGAUCUGGAGGAGAAGGUGGAGGAGUACAUGAGGAGGGACAGUAACCUGGUGAAGGAGGAGAUUAAAACCUUCCUCAACAACCGCAGGAUCUCCCAGGCCAUCGUGGGACAGGUGACAGGUAUCAGUCAGAGCUAUAUCUCUCAGUGGUUGCUGCAGCAGGGCUUGGAGAUGAGUGACUCCAAACGCAGAGCCUUCUACCGUUGGUACCUGCUUGAGAGAAACAACCCAGGGCUGAGAUGGAGUGAAAGCCAGCACGGCCCGGCGGGUCUGGGCCCAGGGCUCGGUGGUCUCGGCCAGGGGCUCUGUGGUCUCGGCCAGGGGUUGGGCCAGAACCUGGGCUCUGGACCCGCCAGGGGAGGGGACAGAGACGUCACAGGGAUGGUGGGAAACGCCGCUACGGGCGCCACGGCCGCGGCCACUGCCUCUACCACCUGGGGCAGACAGAGAGAGCUGCUGAUGCACCUCCUCCCAUGGUACACUGCUGCCGCACAGCAGGCACAGCCAGGUGCUACCCUGUCGAUGCGCUCCCUGGUGAAGGAGGAGCCUGAUUGGAGGACGGGGGUCAGCCCUGGGGAGAGGGGCGGGGUGGCAGGCGGUCCUCUGAGGCUGCGGAGGGGAAGCAGGUUCACCUGGAGGAAGGAGUGCCAGUCCAUCAUGGAGAGUUUCUUCAUGGAGAACCAGUACCCUGAUGAAGCGAAGAGAGAGGAGAUCGCUAACGCCUGCAACUCAGUCAUCCAGAAACCCGGAUGCAAGCUGUCCGAGUUUGAGCGUGUCACGGCUCUGAAAGUGUACAACUGGUUCGCCAACCGCCGGAAGGAGAUGAAGAGGCGGGCUAAUAUAGAGGCAGCCAUCUUGGAGAGUCAUGGUAUCGAGGUUCCAAGCCCGAGCUGUCAAUCCAACGGGGAGGAGUUGGAACCACAGGACUUCACAGAGCAAGUGAAUCAACGAUUCAUAGAGCAGGAAGAGAUAUCUUCCGGGAAGGACCUUGAUCUACAAGACACCUCCUCAUUGGCUGCCGUCGAGGUCCUUCCACCUCCAAUCCCCACCUCUCAGGUUCUGGAACAGAAAGCUGACGAAUCGAAGAGAGAGACAGUGGACGAGGAGUGACCAAUGGGAGAGCGUGGAUUUGAAUAUAUAACGGCAUAUUAAAAAUAUAUAUAUAUAUAUUAAUAAUAGAUGCUCUGAAUGUCUUCAGGGGUUAUGACAAGUCAGUGCGUUAAUUGUUAAAAAGGGUGCUAUAGCUCUCGGUGCCUCUAGUGGUAGGGAGGCCACUGUGUCUAUACAGUAAUCAUGCUUUAUUAGUAACGUCAAUAUUUAUCUCUAUCUCUCCAUGUAGUGCAUUCCAAGACGGUCUUAAACGAAAGAAGACUCCUUAUAAAGAAUAGGGGUCUAAGUGGUUAAAUCCUCUAGAAGCUCAACAGACUUUUAAAGUUUUCUUUGCUACUUACUUUUAUAUUAUUAUAUUUUUUUUUGGAAAGGUUUUGACGAGUGGUUGCGUAAUAAUGGACUGGAGUGGGAACUGAAUGUUUUGAACCUGCAGGUCAGGUGUGUUUUGAUGAUGAGGUGAAGACGGGCGUGUUUGGUCGAGGCGAGUUGAACUUUUGGUGUGACGAUAAGUGUAAUAUCAGCCUUCUCUGCUAGCUUGAAUGUCUUUGACCCGAUCUUAGUAAACUUGUUAGACUUUGGGAUCAAUCAAUCAAGUAGUCCGGGUCAGUGUUAUUAAGAGUCCAACCCUGAGGGACAAAUGGAAUCUCAGGUAAACCCAAAGAUGGUGGAUGAUGACGAAUCAUCACGUUUCUCUCUCUCUCUAAUAAGCUUCGUUCAAAAGGAAUGUUUCAUAUCAUAUGUUGACUGUUUCUGCGACAACAACAAAAAGCAUCUGUAUUCUAUCUUCGUUGUAAUGUCAGCAAGCCAAACUAACACGGCGUUUCAUUUAUUACGCUUCCUUACGGUCGUCUUUCCUCAACAAAUGUUGAUUUGAUCACAAAUGAACAUUUUAUUAUGCAUAAGUAGCAAAACUAAUAAUAAUGAGUUACUCAUGUCCCUUUUUCUCUUAUCGGCAUGAACCACUAGUCCGCCGAACCCAACGAGAAGCUACUCAAAACUCUAGUCUGGUUUGGGUUUUAAAAAAUAAAAAGAGAUCUUCUAGGCCACAUUAUUAUCAUUAUUAUUAUUAAAGUUGUUAAUCAUGACUUGUAAAAAUGUAUCUGUGUUAUAAACAGCACCUUCUUCUAGAAUAAGCUCAUUAUAUAUGUACUGAGUGACUGAAAGCCGCCUUUCCUGCUCAAUUCCUUUUAGUUCAGAUAGUCCCAAGUAGAAGAACUUCAAUGUGCUUUCAUGUUCAUUGGAUGUCAGCUGUGUGCUCCUGGUCAUUAAAAAAAAAGAUUGCUAGCUGAUAAUGUUACAAGCAUGACUAUAAAUGAACAUGAAAGCUUCUGGUUUUAAAUUUAAAUGGAGAGUGUUUGGGGAGCACUUUAUUUCGCAUAUGGUAUUUACAGUUCUCCCCUAGCCCAAGGUCUCGCUGGUUGUCAUUAUACUCACAGGGCUGAAUCGUAACUUUUGAUACACAUACCGAACUCUGUGACCUCUGCCUAAAUCAUGCAUUGAAGUCAAUGGGGGAGAGAUAUGCCUGAAUAUGCAAGUAAAGUGCACAGACCGACCCCAAGUCCAGGGCUCACUUAAAAGUAAAAAGUUCCAUUGAGACUUCCCUGGUUAAAUGAAGGAUGAAUGAAUAAAAAGUUAGGAUUCAGCCCUAAGAUCAGGGGUGUCAAACUCAUUCCAUGGAGGACCUAGUGCAGUGUUUCCCAAACUUGGUCCUUGGGACUCCAAGGGGUGCGUGUGUUGGUUUUUGCUCAAACGCUACACAGCUGAUUCAAAUGAUCUUUAGUAGGGGGGUUCCUUACUGAGACCUAGACAACCAGGUGAGGGGAGUUCCUUACUGAGACCUGGACAACCAGGUGAGGGGAGUUCCUUACUGAGACCUGGACAACCAGGUGAGGGGAGUUCCUUACUGAGACCUAGACAACCAGGUGAGGGGAGUUCCUUACUGAGACCUGGACAACCAGGUGAGGGGAGUUCCUUACUGAGACCUAGACAACCAGGUGAGGGGAGUUCCUUACUGAGACCUGGACAACCAGGUGAGGGGAGUUCCUUACUGAGACCUAGACAAGCAGGUGAGGGGGGUUCCUUACUGAGACCUAGACAACCAGGUGAGGGGGGUUCCUUACUGAGACCUAGACAACCAGGUGAGGGGAGUUCCUUACUAAGACCUAGACAACCAGGUGAGGGGAGUUCCUUACUGAGACCUAGACAACCAGGUGAGGGGAGUUCCUUACUGAGACCUAGACAACCAGGUGAGGGGAGUUCCUUACUGAGACCUAGACAACCAGGUGAGGGGAGUUCCUUACUAAGACCUAGACAACCAGGUGAGGGGAGUUCCUUACUGAGACCUAGACAACCAGGUGAGGAGAGUUCCUUACUGAGAUCUAGACAACCAGGUGAGGGGGGUUCCUUACUGAGACCUAGACAACCAGGUGAGGGGGGUUCCUUACUGAGACCUAGACAACCAGGUGAGGGGGUUCCUUACUAAGACCUAGACAACCAGGUGAGGGGAGUUCCUUACUAAUCAGUGACCUUAAUUCCUCAAUCAAGUACAAGGUAGGAGCGGUUAAAAACGCAGCCACUCGGCCCUCCGUGGAAUCAGUUUGACACCUGUGCCCUACCUACAUGGUCAUGAAAUGCACCACGCCGCAUUCCUGCGGGUCGACCCACCCUAGUUGGGGCCACCACCAUUUCACCUCCUAAUGACAAAGCUAUGCCACGGUUGAGACGAGCGGUGAGGUAGACCUGCUCAUAUAGGAACCAGUAAACAUACAGCUUAUGUUACCCCCCCCCCCCCCCCGUUAUGGCACAUACCACUGUUUAGGUCAGCUCGUUAGCUUGGUAUAGCCAAUUGUAGUGAUUUCAGGGGGUUAGCCCCAACCCGGGAUUCAAGCCCAGGUCCAACGACUGUCAACCCAACACCGUUACGCCAAGAGAUGGUAAAACUUUGAAGAGGUCGCUGAGCGUUGGUUGCUACAAUAUCCAUAGUAACUCUAGCCGAGUAACUGACCUCCAACAUCUACAGUAGCUCUAGCCAAGUAGAUGACCUCCAAUAUCUACAGUAACUCUAGCCAAGUAGCUGACCUCCAAUAUCUACAGUAACUCUAGCCAAGUAGCUGACCUCCAACAUCUACAGUAGCUCUAGCCAAGUAGAUGACCUCCAAUAUCUACAGUAACUCUAGCCAAGUAGCUGACCUCCAAUAUCUACAGUAACUAGCCAAGUAGCUGACCUCCAAUAUCUACAGUAACUCUAGCCAAGUAGCUGACCUCCAAUAUCUACAGUAACUCUAGCCAAGUAGCUGACCUCAAUAUCUACAGUUACUCUAGCCAAGUAACUGACCUCAAUAUCUACAGUAACUCUAGCCAAGUAGCUGACCUCAAUAUCUACAGUAACUCUAGCCAAGUAGCUGACCUCAAUAUCUACAGUAACUCUAGCCAAGUAGCUGACCUCCAAUAUCUACAGUAACUCUAGUCAAGUAGCUGACCUCAAAUCGGGGUUUGUGUCAUGACAGUAGGCUGUUAAGUCAGUGGUCGUACACACGACUAGUUAUGACUGUCUAUAAGACCUGUGAUUGUUAUGAUAGCGCUAUGUAGACCGGAUUAUAAGAGGGUUGGUGUUAGGGUUGCACAAUUCCAAUAACUUUUCCUGUGUUUUCCAGAAAUCCUGGUUGGAAAUAUGAGGUAUAAUCGGGCAAUCCUCCCAACUGGGGUUUCAGGGAAAGUAAAUCAUACUGCUAACCCAGUCCAACUGAGUAGGAUGGGGUUGAAGUUGACUAGAGAAUGAUCUGAAGUCAGUUUGGUCUUCCUCCCUAAUGGUUAAGGUUUUGACUUGUCUCUAGGCAGACGAGUUGCCUCCCACAUUAACAGUGUUGCCCCAGGUCUGGGAUUUCCCGAGACUUACAGUUUUGUUUGAUAGAGAAGAAUCUGAUCCUAGAUCUGUGGUUAAGGGCAACUUCUACCUCAGGCUCUCAGUACGGACAGACAGGACCCCUAAAGCUGCAUGCUGUCGCAGACUAAAACACUUCUUCCCUCUGCUUUUACCUGACAAAAAGAAAUAAAACACACAUAUAUAUAUAUAUAAACAAACUUUAGUGUUGUUUGCUUUCAUCAGACUGACCUUGUAAGGUCAUUUUAUAUACCAUGUGUAUAUCAGUACAGUAUCAUUCCUGUGUCGGUAAACAUUGUUACCAUAGUUCCCAUUAUUAUAUCAUUAGGUGUCCAACUCAUUCUUUGGAGAGCGGAGUGUCUUCAGGUUUGAACUCGUCACUUGUACUUGAUUGAUCACUUACAGUCACUGAUUAGUUAGGGCAGUUUCCCAAACUCGGUCCUCAGGAACCCCAGGAGCCGCAUGUUUUUUUUGUUGCUUUAACACUACACAGCUGAUUCAAAUGAUCAAAGCUUGAUGAUUGGUUGAUUAUUUGAAUCAGCUGUGUAGUAAAAAGGCAAAAAACAAACAUGUGCACUCCUUGAGUUUUAGAAACCCUGAUUUAAGAACAACCCUGGUCUAGACUCUAGGGAAUGAAUUGGACAACCCUGGUCUAGACUCUAGGGAAUGAGUUGGACAACCCUGGUCUAGACUCUAGGGAAUGGAUUGGACAACCCUGGUCUAGACUAGGGAAUGGAUUGAACAACCCUGGUCUAGACUCUAGGGAAUGGAUUGGACAACCCUGGUCUAGACUCUAGGGAAUGGAUUGGACAACCCUGGUCUAGACUCUAGGGAAUGGAUUGGACAACCCUGGUCUAGACUCUAGGGAAUGGAUUGGACAACCCUGGUCUAGACUCUAGGGAAUGAGUUGGACAACCCUGGUCUAGACUCUAGGGAAUGAAUUGGACAACCCUGGUCUAGACUCUAGGGAAUGAAUUGGACAACCCUGGUCUAGACUCUAGGGAAUGAAUUGGACAACCCUGGUCUAGACUCUAGGGAAUGAAUUGGACAACCCUGGUCUAGACUCUAGGGAAUGAAUUGGACAACCCUGGUCUAGACUCUAGGGAAUGAAUUGGACAACCCUGAUCUAGACUCUAGGGAAUGAAUUGGACAACCCUGGUCUAGACUCUAGGGAAUGAGUUGGACAACCCCGGUCUAGACUCCAGGGAAUGGAUUGGACAACCCUGGUCUAGACUCUAGGGAAUGAAUUGGACAACCCUGGUCUAGACUCUAGGGAAUGAAUUGGACAACCCUGGUCUAGACUCUAGGGAAUGAAUUGGACAACCCUGGUCUAGACUCUAGGGAAUGAAUUGGACAACCCUGGUCUAGACUCUAGGGAAUGAAUUGGACAACCCUGGUCUAGACUCUAGGGAAUGAAUUGGACAACCCUGGUCUAGACUCUAGGGAAUGAGUAGGACAACCCUGGUCUAGACUCUAGGGAAUGAGUAGGACAACCCUGGUCUAGACUCUAGGGAAUGAGUAGGACAACCCUGGUCUAGACUCUAGGGAAUGAAUUGGACAACCCUGGUCUAGACUAGGGAAUGAAUUAGACAACCCUGGUCUAGACUCUAGGGAAUGUGUUGGACAACCCUGGUCUAGACUCUAGGGAGACUAUUGCCUUUGCUAAAGCCAAGUCAGACACUCAUUACGUUUGUUUCCUGAGCUCUGUCUGACUCCUUGUGAUAUGUUGUCUGGUUUCAGACAGGCUGCAGUAAAGGGCCCUGUUACAAAACUUCAACAGCAGGAAUCCUUCAAUUCUGGAGCGGGAGAGAUUGGCUUUUGCCAAAGUGUUGUCAUAUGAGAUAUUUAGAAAAAAUGACUUAAUAGACAGUGAAUGACUAUCUAGUAUUAUAUUUCAGACAUGAUGAGGUCAUAGCAUCCUGCAGGUCACCUGCAGGAUUUCCUUUUGAGGAACAGGUGAACCCAUGAUGUCAUCUGUUGAUGCGUGAGGAACAGGUGAACCCAUGACGUGACUACAUGAUGUCAUCUGUUGAUGCGUGAGGAACAGGUGAACCCAUGACGUGACUACAUGAUGUCAUCUGUUGAUGCGUGAGGAACAGGUGUACCCAUGACGUGACUACAUGAUGUCAUCUGUUGAUGCGUGAGGAACAGGUGUACCCAUGACGUGACUACAUGAUGUCAUCUGUUGAUGCGUGAGGAACAGGUGUACCCAUGAUGUGACUACAUGAUGUCAUCUGUUGAUGCGUGAGGAACAGGUGAACCCAUGACGUGACUACAUGAUGUCAUCUGUUGAUGCGUGAGGAACAGGUGUACCCAUGACGUGACUACAUGAUGUCAUCUGUUGAUGCGUGAGGAACAGGUGAAGCCAUGAUGUGACUACAUGAUGUCAUCUGUUGAUGCGUGAGGAACAGGUGUACCCAUGACGUGACUACAUGAUGUCAUCUGUUGAUGCGUGAGGAACAGGUGUACCCAUGACGUGACUACAUGAUGUCAUCUGUUGAUGCGUGAGGAACAGGUGUACCCAUGAUGUGACUACAUGAUGUCAUCUGUUGAUGCGUGAGGAACAGGUGAACCCAUGACGUGACUACAUGAUGUCAUCUGUUGAUGCGUGAGGAACAGGUGUACCCAUGACGUGACUACAUGAUGUCAUCUGUUGAUGCGUGAGGAACAGGUGAAGCCAUGAUGUGACUACAUGAUGUCAUCUGUUGAUGCGUGAGGAACAGGUGUACCCAUGACGUGACUACAUGAUGUCAUCUGUUGAUGCGUGAGGAACAGGUGUACCCAUGACGUGACUACAUGAUGUCAUCUGUUGAUGCGUGAGGAACAGGUGUACCCAUGACGUGACUACAUGAUGUCAUCUGUUGAUGCGUGAGGAACAGGUGUACCCAUGAUGUGACUACAUGAUGUCAUCUGUUGAUGCGUGAGGAACAGGUGUACCCAUGACGUGACUACAUGAUGUCAUCUGUUGAUGCGUGAGGAACAGGUGUACCCAUGACAUGACUACAGUCGUGGCCAAAAGUUUUGAGAAUGACAAAUAAAUAUUAAUUUUCACAAAGUCUGCUGCCUCAGUUUGUAUGAUGGAAAUUUGCAUAUACUCCAGAAUGUUAUGAAGAGUGAUCAGAUGAAUUGCAAUUAAUAGCAAAGUCCCUCUUUGCCAUACAAAUGAACUGAAUCCUCAAAAAUAAAAACUGUAUUGGCUAGUUGUGUAUUUUACUUACAUUACAGAUUCCUAUUGAAUUUGGGCAAAAGAUAUACAACAACAUGUAUGUACAAUGUGUUCCCAGAGGAGUAUUUAUUUAAAAAAAACAUUUUGAUACACUUGACUGAUCUUGUCCCAGGAAGUUGAGGCAUUAGCCUUCUUACCCAUUCCACUGAAUAAUUGUUGACUAAUAUUGUCUUGCCUGUAAUUAAGCAAUAUUUACAAUUAAUUAAUUAUUUCACCUAUGAUACAAAUCCCGUAUCAUAACAAAUAUACAAAUGGUACCUUUAUUCAUUAAAUAUCUUCGUACAUGGAAGUUAAUAUACAAAAAAUGUCCGAAAUGUGUGUUAAAAUAAAAUGAAAACCUACAAAGCCAGUAAAGCAAUGUGAUUAUUUCCCAUGUCAA
Messenger RNA from Oncorhynchus kisutch (coho salmon), 9315 nucleotides. Its product is annotated as homeobox-containing protein 1. The coding region runs from base 235 to 1830 and encodes 531 amino acids. The transcript is spliced from 11 exons. The record is from RefSeq and is a predicted model, not a curated record. Gene Ontology annotation, molecular function: double-stranded telomeric DNA binding. Lineage: Eukaryota; Metazoa; Chordata; Actinopteri; Salmoniformes; Salmonidae. Gene Ontology annotation, cellular component: nucleus. Gene Ontology annotation, biological process: positive regulation of DNA-templated transcription.